GCAAAGGCUAUUGCUGACAACAUGGGAGCUGUGACAGGCAGUCUGCGUUUUGUGGUGAUGGUUGAAAUCUUUAAAGUUUCUUGCUUCCCUGUUGAAAAGUCCUGGAAGGAAGAUGGAACCUCUAAGAGAUUUCUAGCUGUUGACUUGCCCGACGCCACCGGCGAAGAAGCCACGACCGGCUGUCUCGACACCACCGGCGAAGAAGCCACGACCGGCUGGCCCGACGCCACAGGCGAAGAUGCCACGACCGGCUGGCCCGACGCCACAGGCGAAGAUGCCACGACCGGCUGGCCCGACGCCACAGGCGAAGAAGCCACGACCGGCUGGCCCGACGCCACAGGCGAAGAAGCCACGACCGGCUGGCCCGACGCCACAGGCGAAGAAGCCACGACCGGCUGGCCCGACGCCACAGGCGAAGAAGCCACGACCGGCUGGCCCGACGCCACAGGCGAAGAAGCCACGACCGGCUGGCCCGACGCCACAGGCGAAGAAGCCACGACCGGCUGGCCCGACGCCACAGGCGAAGAAGCCACGACCGGCUGGCCCGACGCCACAGGCGAAGAAGCCACGACCGGCUGGCCCGACGCCACAGGCGAAGAAGCCACGACCGGCUGGCCCGACGCCACAGGCGAAGAAGCCACGACCGGCUGGCCCGACGCCACAGGCGAAGAAGCCACGACCGGCUGGCCCGACGCCACAGGCGAAGAAGCCACGACCGGCUGGCCCGACGCCACCGGCGAAGAAGCCACGACCGGCUACCCCGACAACAACAUUGAUGAAGCCACGACGGGCUGGCCUGUAGCCAUGACCAGCACCACAGGCACAGUAUUCAUGAAUGUCACAACUGACACUACCGACGCCACCAGCGCAGCAGUCCCGACCGACACCACCGGCGCAGUAUCCAUGAAAGUCAGAACUGACACGACCGACGCCACCAGCGCGGCAGCCACGACCGACGCCACCAGCGCGGCAGCCACGACCGACGCCACCAGCGCGGCAGCCACGACCGACGCCACCAGCGCGGCAGCCACGACCAAGGCCACCGGCACAGUAUCCAUGAAUGUCACAACCGAGGCCACCAGCGCAGCAGUCCCAACCGACACCACCAGCGCGGCAGCCACGACCGUCGCUACUGGCACAGUAUCCAUGAAUGUCACAACUGACGCCACCAGCGCAGCAGCCCCAACCGACACCACCAGCGUGGCAGCCACAACCAAUGCCACCAGCACAGUAUCCAUGAAUGUCACAACUGACACGACCGACGCCACCAGCGCGGCAGCAGCGACCGACGCCACCAGCGCGGCAGCCACGACCGACGCCACCAGCGCGGCAGCCACGACCAAGGCCACCGGCACAGUAUCCAUGAAUGUCACAACCGUGGCCACCAGCGCAGCAGUCCCAACCGACAUCACCAGCGCGGCAGCCACGACCGUCGCUACUGGCACAGUAUCCAUGAAUGUCACAACUGACACGACCGACGCCACCAGCGCGGCAGCCACGACCGACACCACUGACACAAUAUCCAUGAAUGUCACAACCGAGGCCACCAGUGCAGCAGCCCCAACCGACACCACCAGCGUGGCAGCCACAACCAAUGCCACCAGCACAGUAUCCAUGAAUGUCACAACUGACACGACCGACGCCACCAGCGCGGCAGCCACGACCGACGCCACUGACACAAUAUCCAUGAAUGUCACAACCGAGGCCACCAGUGCAGCAGCCCCAACCGACACCACCAGCGUGGCAGCCACAACCAAUGCCACCAGCACAGUAUCCAUGAAUGUCACAACUGACACGACCGACGGCACCAGCGUGGCAGCCACGACCGACGCCACCAGCGCGGCAGCCACGACCAAGGCCACCGGCACAGUAUCCAUGAAUGUCACAACCGAGGCCACCAGCGCAGCAGUCCCAACCGUCAUCACCAGCGCGGCAGCCACGACCGUCGCUACUGGCACAGUAUCCAUGAAUGUCACAACUGACACGACCGACGCCACCAGCGCGGCAGCCACGACCGACGCUACUUGCACAGUAUCCAUGAAUGUCACAACCGACGCCACCAGCGCAGCAGCCCCAACCGACACCACCAGCAUGGCAGCCACGACCAAUGCUACCAGCACAGUAUCCAUGAAUGUCACAACUGAUACGACCGACGGCACCAGCGCGGCAGCCACGACCGACACCACCAGCGCGGCAGCCACUACCAAGGCCACCGGCACAAUAUCCAUGAAUGUCACAACCGAGGCCACCAGCGCAGCAGUCCCAACCGACAUCACCAGCGCGGCAGCCACGACCGUCGCUACUGGCACAGUAUCCAUGAAUGUCACAACUGGCACGACCGACGCCACCAGCGCGGCAGCCACGACCGACGCCACUGACACAAUAUCCAUGAAUGUCACAACCGAGGCCACCAGUGCAGCAGCCCCAACCGACACCACCAGCGUGGCAGCCACAACCAAUGCCACCAGCACAGUAUCCAUGAAUGUCACAACUGCCACAACCGACGCCAACAGCGCGGCAGCCACGACCGACGCCACUGACACAAUAUCCAUGAAUGUCACAACCGAGGCCACCAGUGCAGCAGCCCCAACCGACACCACCAGCGUGGCAGCCACAACCAAUGCCACCAGCACAGUAUCCAUGAAUGUCACAACUGCCACGACCGACGGCACCAGCGUGGCAGCCACGACCAACGCCACCAGCGCGGCAGCCACGACCAAGGCCACCGGCACAGUAUCCAUGAAUGUCACAACUGAGGCCACCAGCGCAGCAGUCCCAACCGUCAUCACCAGCGCGGCAGCCACGACCGUCGCUACUGGCACACGCAGCAGCCCCAACCGACACCACCAGCGCGGCAGCCACGACUGA
Messenger RNA from Esox lucius (northern pike), 2868 nucleotides. RefSeq names its product flocculation protein FLO11-like. The transcript is spliced from 4 exons. NCBI's taxonomy places the organism in Eukaryota, Metazoa, Chordata, Actinopteri, Esociformes, Esocidae. The record is from RefSeq and is a predicted model, not a curated record. Bases 22 to 2868 code for a protein of 948 amino acids.